Aegilops tauschii subsp. strangulata is the source of this 853-nucleotide messenger RNA. RefSeq lists its product as uncharacterized. The record is from RefSeq and is a predicted model, not a curated record. Lineage: Eukaryota; Viridiplantae; Streptophyta; Magnoliopsida; Poales; Poaceae. Gene Ontology annotation, molecular function: zinc ion binding.
AUGGUUUCCUGGAGUGAGGAUGAUGACAGCAGUGAAGGUGAGCACGGCAGGUAUUACCAGUACGCCACCUCAGGUUCAAACGACGGCAUCGUGAAGAUCCCUGCUACCACGGAUGACUCCGAAUUCGAGGGCAAUGAUUAUGUUUUGUGCCAUGAACACCGGAAGCGAGCAGAAAGACUUGUUGCUUUCGAGGGCAUCCAUACUGGCAGGAGGUUCCUUGCUUGUGCUGUGAAGGAUGGUAAAAACUGUGGACUAGUUGAAUGGGUUGAUCCAUCUUGGCCAGCUACAAUGGAGAAUGCACUGUCCAAGUUAUGGGAUAUGUAUGAGCAGUCCAAGAGAAACAGGAUUGAGGACAACCUGAUGAACUCAUUUGCUGUUCACAAACUGACACAAGAGAAGAUCAAGCUGCAGGCCAGUUAUGACAAGUUGGUUGGAGAUGUUCAAGCCCUUUUGGAUGAGAAUGAGAGGAGGGCCCAGAUGGAAAGGAAGCCUGAUGAGAGCGAGCUCCAAGAGAAGUAUGACAUGGUUAAGAACCUGACAGUAUCUCAAGCCAGUGUCAUUAGGAACAUGAAGUUGAAGUUUGCUGAAGAGAAGACUAAGCUGCAGGCCCAUAUUGAUGAGCUUGAGAAGGUUGUGGAGCAGACCAAGGCCAAGCUGAAUGGGAUCAAGGCAAUCUUAGAUGAAUGAGCCACACUGGGCAGUAAUGGUCAUGGAGUUCAUGGUCAUGUAUGGAUCUCCUUAUUAGUUAUGUAAUGGUCCUGUAUGGAUCUCCCAAUUAUGCUACUUAUUAGUCAUGUAUGGAUCUCCAAAUUAUGCUACUUAUUAGUUAUGUAAUGUUCAUGUAUGGAUCUCC